AUGGAUCGGCUGCGGCGGCUCGUUGUGUUCCUGGGCAAGGAGAGGGAUGCAGGAAGGAAGAGAGAUAUAAUUAGCGGAAACAAGCGGAAACAGGCGCAGCCACCUGGAGAAAAGCUGUCAAGCCAUGGGAUCGGUCCGGGUGUUUUCGGAUGCCAAAGCCACGAGGGAGGCGGGAACGGGGGAUUUGUCAGAAAGCCUACGAUGGCGUGGUUUCAUCGAGUGAUUCGAUUUACCACCGAUAUGGGGUCUAACGGCCGCGGGGUGGCAGGAACCCCAGCCCUCAGGGGUGGUGCUAUUAUUCUUCCUCUCUCCGUCCCAGCUGGCAUCGGAUCUAACACAGGGCGGGGCAAGCUAGAGGAAGAGGAAUGCUCAAUGUUUGGUUCUGGAGCUGGGCUGCUCGGCGGUGCAGAAGGCAAGCAGAUUAAUUAUUGCUGGCUGGCAACUCGUUCGUUAAACCUUGGAACCUUCUAA
Molecule: messenger RNA, 471 nt
Organism: Paracoccidioides lutzii Pb01
Exons: 3
Coding region: 1-471 (156 amino acids)
Source: RefSeq, a predicted model, not a curated record